This is a messenger RNA of Hymenoscyphus albidus, 1968 nucleotides long. The record is from the annotation of a GenBank genome assembly. NCBI's taxonomy places the organism in Eukaryota, Fungi, Ascomycota, Leotiomycetes, Helotiales, Helotiaceae.
AUGAUCAUCCAAAUCCAGCGGCCCAUUACCCAAUUACCUCUCCUCUCUCGGACCCUUCGAAAAUACACCACAUCCGCUUCCUCCGCUCCACCAAUUCUCCAAAUCUCCAACGCAACCUUCUACCGUCAUCACCCCUCCUCCACCCUCUCAACCCCCACCACCAACCCACCUCUCUUCCCAAACCUCACGCUCUCCAUCCCAUCCACGCCUACAGAUCGAUACUGGGCGAUCGUCGGCAGAUCAUCGACUGGGAAAACGACGUUGUUGGAGACGAUUGGAGGGAAGCAUAUUGCUAUUCCGGCAACCGCGAAGAGCUAUCCCUUUCUUGAAGCGAUUGGGAAGACGCCGGAGAGUGCUAUAAAAAGGGUGGGGUUUGAUGGGGAACAAGAUGUAAUUAGAGGGGGAAGGGGGGCGUAUUUGAGUGCGCGGUAUGAGAGUCGACGAGAGGGUGGGGAUUGGACGGUUGAAGCGUAUUUGAGGGGGCAGACGGAGAUGAAUCCCUUUGAAGAUUCGACCAAGAAAGUUGAUGAGAAACUUCUCUUACUGGUGAUUCUUGAGAUGAAGUUGGAAGGCCUGCUAGACUUGAGUGUUACCGAUCUUAGUAAUGGGCAGAAUCGACGGAUGAGGAUUGCUAAGGCGCUGUUGGAACAGCCUGAGGUUCUGUUACUAGAUGAACCGUUUGCCGGACUAGAUCCGGGGAGUGUGAAGGUGUUUGGAGAACUGUUUGGGGAGAUGGCGAGGAGGCAGAACCCGAGGGUUGUGUUGGCGCUGAGGACGCAGGAUGAGGUGCCCACGUGGGUUACGGAUGUCAUUUAUUUGAAAGGGAAUUGCGAGGUUGAUCUUCCUUGGAGGGGUAGGAAGGUUCACCCAAUGUACUUUGGAAACCCCUCUGAAAAGAUAAUGAAAGAUUAUCUUGCGCAUAAGCAGGCAGUGAGUUCCGAGGGGAUGGUUAUUUCUAGGAAAGAAGGUCUCACGGUGGAUCGAUAUCCCUUCGACACCACCAAACCCUCAAUUGGCGAGGCACUGGUAGAAAUGGACGGGGCCGUAAUCUCAUACGGCACCAGAACCGUCCUAGGAAACUGGUCCCACAAAAUCAACGGCCAAAGACGCAAAGGACUCUACUGGACACUACGAAGGGGCGAAAGAUGGGGGGUUUUUGGCCCAAAUGGAUCCGGAAAAACAACUUUAGUUUCACUAAUCUGUUCCGAUCAUCCCAAAACCUAUUCCCUACCCAUCAAACUCUUCGGUCGUUCACGCAGUGCCUCGCCUGGAAACCCAGGAUUAUCCAUCUUCGAGAUCCAAUCCAGGAUCGGACAUUCGAGUCCCGAGAUCCAUCACCAUAUCCCGAAAUCACUUACCAUUCGACAGGUACUGGAGAAUGCAUGGGCCGACACCCCCCGUGGGAUUCCAAAGUUGGAUGAGAAUGCAGAGAAGAGGAUCUAUGCCUUCUUGCAGUGGUUCCGGCGUUUUCUCGCACCCCAAGGCCUUGGAAAAGACGUCCUCCAUUCCCUCGUAUGGGCCGACACGACCCUCUUCGGCGGCCUCUCCUUCGGCGCGCAGAAACUUGUCCUCUUCCUCCGCGCACUCAUUAAAAGCCCCGAUAUCGUCAUCCUGGACGAAGCAUUCAGCAGCAUGGACGACCAUCUUCGGAACCGGUGUCUCGCCUUUCUUACGUGGGGGGAGAGGCAACAAUGGAUUUUUAAGAGGCCCUUGCGCCCUUCGGUUCGGGCACUGGAGGGCCAGGUCGUCUUCGAGGGGUUGACGGACAGGCAGGCGUUGGUGGUGAUCAGCCAUGUCAAGGAGGAGGUCCCGGAGUGUGUGAGGGAGUGGAUUUGUCUUCCUGAUGCGGAGACGGGGGGUGCGGCGAGGGUGGGGAGGUUCGAUGGUCCGAUUGAGGAGGAUGGGAGGUGGGAGGAGAUUUGGGGGAUGAGGUUGCCAUUUGGGGUAGAUUCAAUAGAAAGUAAAUAA